Messenger RNA from Neurospora tetrasperma FGSC 2508, 1425 nucleotides. RefSeq lists its product as uncharacterized. Gene Ontology annotation, cellular component: nucleus; cytoplasm. The transcript has 2 exons. Gene Ontology annotation, biological process: intracellular signal transduction; protein phosphorylation. Gene Ontology annotation, molecular function: ATP binding; protein serine/threonine kinase activity. The record is from RefSeq and is a predicted model, not a curated record. The annotation marks the transcript as partial. Lineage: Eukaryota; Fungi; Ascomycota; Sordariomycetes; Sordariales; Sordariaceae.
CUUCUCAGCAAAUACUACAUUACUUUACCGACAGAGCACUUCUGGCUCCCCUAUCAGCCCAACGGCACGCACCUCUGCUUCAUUACCCCUUGUCUCGGUCCCAACCUCGGCUCCUUUUGCGCAUUUUACGGACAUGUCACGGAUCUGGUCAAACAUGUGUGUUUCCAGCUUGUUCAGGCGUUGCAUUUUUUACACCAAAAGGGGCUGUGUCACGGCGACUUCAGGCCGGCCAACAUUCUCUUUUGCCUGACAGAGGAGGUAGAGAAAAUGGGGGAUGACGAACUGGUGGCGGCACUCGGAGGCGUGCAGAUAGCGAAGCUUUCUAGGAUUCCACCCGCCAACACCACGAAGAGAGACAUGAAAGAGAAGGAAUGGCCAAAGGGCCUCCCGCGGUAUUUUAUUGGACAGGCGAACAUGGCCAAGUUGAUCGAAGGAGGAUGGUGUUCAUCCAAGGUGGCCAUCAUCGAUUUCGGAGUGUCCUAUCCCGUCGACAAGCCACCUGUCAAGGGCACUGGCAUCCCACUCAACUAUGCGCCGCCAGAGGAGUCAAUCACGCGCAAGAACGGAGAAGGAAAAGAGGAGGUGACCAUCAAGCUGGGACCACAUAGUGAUAUCUGGGCUCUUGGUGUCACGUUCGCCGAGCUCGCACUCGGCUACCUCCCCUUCGACAAGUCUCCAGAUGACUUGCUCGCUGUGGUCGACGACAUGGAGAUGGUCGUCGGUCCCAUCCCGGAGCCGUUUCGCACGGCACUCAGGAAGUGGUAUAGAGAGAAGUCUCGUCCAUGGCACAGUGCACUGGUAGCUGUCGAUAUGGUGACGGACCCGGAUCUAGGCGAGAAGGUGUUGAGCCCGUUGACAUUUUCGGUCAAGCGUUGGAAAGCCAGAAAAACUGCAAUCAAGAAUCACUGUGGUCACGAGGAUCCGCUCAGCCGCGAGAUGGCGAUAGGCCUGCAUCAGUCACAAACUGAGGAAAUGGCGGCCAACAUCGAGAGGCAGUGGGCGAAGGAUAAGACGAGGUUACCGGCUUAUGGAGACACAGAUGCUGACACGCUCGUUGAACUUGCGCUGGGUGGUGGUCAAGCGCCAAAGAAGACGGUCGGUGAUGUUGACUCGUUUCGGGAUUUGGUAUUCAGUAUCUUCAAGUGGAUGCCAGAGGAUCGGGUGAGCACGGCCGAGAUUAUGGCUCAUCCGUGGUUUGCGGAUCGUCGCGCUCCCUCCAGGAGCAUCGAGCCGGAACGUCUGGUGUCAAAACUCUCUCAAGGCACAUUUGGUAUCAUCAACUUCAUGGCCGGAUUCCCUUUCAAAGCCAGCAAUUUCUUCCUCCGCGUGUUCUCGCGAGUGUUCGGCAUUUUUUCGAACCCCCUUUGGUUCUUGUGGGGCGGUCGCUCUUGUACCAACAGGAGCAAUGAUCUUGAGGCUCAGUAA